This is a messenger RNA of Canariomyces notabilis, 13362 nucleotides long. RefSeq lists its product as uncharacterized. The record is from RefSeq and is a predicted model, not a curated record. NCBI's taxonomy places the organism in Eukaryota, Fungi, Ascomycota, Sordariomycetes, Sordariales, Chaetomiaceae. Gene Ontology annotation, molecular function: fatty acid synthase activity; 3-oxoacyl-[acyl-carrier-protein] synthase activity; phosphopantetheine binding. Gene Ontology annotation, biological process: secondary metabolite biosynthetic process; fatty acid biosynthetic process. The coding region runs from base 215 to 13252 and encodes 4345 amino acids. The transcript is spliced from 5 exons.
GACAUCGGCAUAUUGUCCCCGUCCAAGCUCUGACGGUGCUAGUGAAGAUCGAGGCUCGCUCGAAAGUUCCAAUGUAACCGAUGCUGUUGGCGCUACAAGGGCCCGGUCAAUGAGCACAGCUGCUGGGACUAAUGCCGCAGUCCUGGGCCUCGACUCUUCGUCUUAAUAUGGGUAAACAGACAAUUCCACCUUGGUAACUGAUGGUGCCACAGUCAUGUUGAUCCCACAGUCACACAACAGCGCCAGCAUGCGUACAGAGACAUGGAAUGCUGAACCUAUUGCCAUCGUUGGCAGUGGCUGCAGGCUCCCAGGACACGCUACGUCGCCCUCUAAGCUAUGGGACCUGCUCCAGAACCCCAGGGACGUCCUGUCGGACAUCUCUAUGGCCAAGAGCCACAGAUUCAAUGCGCGCGGGUUCUACAAUGAAAACGGGGACCAUCAUGGGAGCACCAAUGUACAGCACGCUUACCUGUGUGGAGAGGACCAUCGAGCAUUUGAUCAUGACUUCUUCGGCAUCCACCGGCGCGAGGCCGAAGCCAUGGACCCCCAGCAGAAGAUGCUGCUUGAGGUCGUCUACGAGGCCAUCGAGGCCGCAGGGUACUCGAUGCAUGCGCUCCGUGGUUCCCAGACUGGGGUCUUCGUGGGCCAGAUGAACGACGACUUCAAAGACUCCAUGUACCGUGACCUGGACAUCGCCCCUCAGUACACAGCCACGGGCAUCUCGCGCGCCAUCACGGCCAACCGCGUGUCCUACUUUUUCGACUGGCGUGGGCCAUCCGUGAACUUGGAUACAGCGUGCUCAUCUAGUCUGGUAGCUCUUCACCAGGCUGUCCAGUCGUUGCGAAGCGGAGACAUUAGCAUGGCUGUAGCUGCUGGGUUGAACCUCAUUCUCGGACCAGAGUCGUUUGUCCUUCAAUCCAAGCUUCACAUGCUGUCCCCUACAGGGCGAUGCCACAUGUGGGAUGCGAGAGCUGACGGCUAUGCUCGCGGUGAGGGUGUCGCUGUAGUGGUGCUCAAACCGCUCCAUCAGGCGCUGGCCGAUAACGAUCGCAUCGAAUGCAUUAUCAGAGAGACGGGAGUGAGCCAGAAUGGUAGGACUCCCGGAGGACUGACCGUUCCGAAUGCCGUCUCGCAAGCGGAACUUAUCAGGUCGACGUACGCAAGGUGCGGUCUAGAUCCAACCCGGCCGCAGGAUAGAUGCCAGUAUUUCGAAGCGCAUGGCACAGGUACCCCUGCCGGGGACCCAAAGGAGGCGCAAGCCAUACGAGAUGUGUUCUUCCCAACAAAUCAUCCCGUCAUGGGAGACCCAGACAACCUCAACGACCAGGUCCUGUACGUUGGCUCUGUCAAGACCGUCGUGGGGCACACUGAAGGGGCGGCGGGUCUGGUGGCAGUUCUCAAGGCCUCCCUGGCGAUACAACAUGCCCAAAUUUCGCCCAAUAUGCACUUUGAGCGACUUAACCCGGCCGUGGAGCCCUUUUACAACCCUCACCUCCGGGUGCCAACAGAGCUGACACCGUGGCCAGCGGAUUCCGUUGUGGUGAGGCGUGCAAGCGUGAACAGCUUUGGGCUUGGCGGAACAAACGCGCAUGUCAUUCUUGAAAGCUGGGAUAGUGGUGGGACAGCAGCCCUGGCCCCAAUAACCGACUGCCAUGCCCCUAAGGUCUAUGGUCCUUUUACAGUAUCUGCAUCAUCCAGGACUUCCCUCGCAAGACGAGUGUCGGCACUCUUCGAGACACUUGCAAAGUCCUCACCCAGUCUGGAUAUUGGCCAUGUAGCUUGGACAUUGCAAUCGCGGCGCACCGAGUUUGCCUAUAGGGCUGCCUUUUGUGCGGCCAGUAAGCAGGAGCUCAUGAAUCAACUCGAGGGAUUCGUGGUUCGCGGCGGCGGCGAUUCAGCAGAAAAGACCAUCACAGUGUCGUCAGAGUUCCCAUUGCGCAUCAUCGGCGUGUUCACCGGCCAAGGUGCGCAGUGGUAUCGGAUGGGCGCGAAGCUAUACACGCAGUCGCCUCUGUUUAGACGUACCAUACAGCAGCUCGAAGACUCUCUUGCGCAGUCGCCGGAUCCUCCGUCCUGGUCACUUACCAACGAGCUGCUAGGUACUUCCAGCACCGAGUCCAGAAUACACGAAGCUGAGGUUGCCCAGCCGCUCACCACCGCUGUGCAGAUUGCGCUGGUCGACAUGCUCCAAGCCUCGGGUGUCCUAUUUACCGCCGUUGUCGGGCACUCUUCCGGUGAGAUCACCGCGGCGUAUGCAUCAGGCUACAUAUCAGCCUUGGACGCAAUCCGCAUUGCGUACUAUCGCGGUGUUCACUCAUCCCUAGCACAGUCACCGACUAGCGGUGAAUCUGGUAGCAUGAUGGCUGCCGCUAUGUCGUUCAUCGAGGCCACGGCUUUCUGCCAGCGCCCCGAUUUCACUAACAGGAUAACAGUGGCGGCGAGCAAUGCGCCAUCCAGUGUUACUUUCUCAGGUGAUUCCAGCGCGAUCCUGGAGGCCAAAGAGGUUCUAGACCGCAGUGGAAUAUUCGCGCGAGUCCUCCGAGUCAACAAGGCUUACCAUUCACACCACAUGAAGUCAUGUGCCGCGGCCUACCUUGCAUCCCUCCAACGAUGCGCUAUUCAACCCAAGAGAGGAUCAUUCGACGGCGGCUGUACUUGGUACUCCAGCGUGCAUGGUCCGGAUGGGCGGAGCAUACAGAACUUGGAUUCGCUCCGCGACAGAUACUGGGUCGACAACAUGGUCAAGCCCGUGCUCUUCUACCAGGCCGUUGAGAGAGCAGCCAGAGAGGAACCGCACUGCUUUGAUCUUGCGUUAGAAAUUGGACCACACCCAGCUCUGCGGGGCCCGUUCACGGACUCAUUCAGCGCAACAACAGGCGUCGAGAUUCCAUACUUUGGGCUGCUUAAAAGGGGCGAGGAUGACUGCGUUGCCUUCUGCGACGCCUUUGCCUCGACAUGGACCAUAGUACGGUCCCCAGUUGGAGUACCUUCUGCUGUCGACUGGGAUGCCUUCCGGAUGGCGUUCUAUGGACAAGCUGGGGAUGAGAGGAUGAAACGACAUCAGUCUCCGUUGUGUGGGGGGUGCUCGGAUCUCCCUCCGUACAGCUGGGAUCAUGACCAGCCGCUACUUUUUGAGUCCAACCAGUACAGAGCGUGGUGUGAUUACAACCGGCCAAUACAUCCUCUCCUUGGAAGAGCAAUACAGCACGGCUGCAAUGGCCGUGACUCGCCAAUGAUGACGUGGCGGAACAUCCUCAAAAUCGGCGAACUCGAGUGGCUACGGGGCCACCAGUUCCAACACCAAGUUGUCUUCCCUGCCGCCGGUUACAUAUCAAUGGUCAUCGAUGCAGCCGGUGCUUUGGCAGAAGUGGUUGAGCCGAGUGUUCCCGAUCCAGCAUUGCUCGUCGAGCUCACCGACCUUCGUUUUCACCACGCCAUUACCAUCGACGACGAUGCUUCCGUCGGCGUGGAGGUGGUUAUGGUGAUGCGGGCGCUCCACUCAGAUACUGCUCGUCAUACGAUAACAGCAGAGUACCUAUGCUAUAGCGGCGACCCCAAGGCACCUUCCGACAAUGGGGGCACACGACUCGAAGGGAGUAGCACAACGGCAACGGCUAUGACGCUCUGCUUUAGUGGUCGAGCAAGCAUCCGGUUGGUUCCUCCGGCACACCCAGACCAAGCAUCGCAGCGUGCCUCGCCGCUUCCUGCACGUAACCCAACGAAAUUGCCCCUCACCAGCCUCGACACCGGCCGUUUCUACUCUCAUCUGUCGUCCCUCGGCCUCCAGUACUCGGGCGACUUCCUGGCCAAGUCAGUCUGGAGGAGGCGCAGCCUUUCUACGGUUGUUGUGGAACGACCGGCUGGCAAUCUCAUGAUGCGGGUUCAUCCCGCGGCUCUGGACGCGGCUUUCCAUGGCAUCUUUGCCGCUUAUAGUUACCCGGGCGAUGGCCGGAUGAGCGCUCCCCAUCUGCCCUCGGCUAUCAAUCGUGUCCGAGUCGACAUGACGACGGCGGGCCGAUGCUCGUGUUUCAGUACCCACCCGCACCUGGGUCGAGACGGCGGCCCUCAACUGAUAGCCGACUGCCACGCGAGACAGAACUCAUUUUCCAUUAUCAGCGGCGACGUUGACUUGUUUUGCGCGGGAUGCGGGCGCGCCUUGAUGCAGGUAGAAAGCCUUGCCGCGUUGCGUAUUAGCAAGCCAAGCAGCCGGGACGAUCGCUCCCUAUUCGCGCGCACCGUCUGGGACAGAGAUCUCCAAUCCUCCGGCCUUGAGACACAACAGGAUCUGCCUACACCGGGAUACCCCUUAGGCCGGGCUGAACUGAGCGAAAUCUGCGACAGGAUGGCCUACUUCUACCUUCUGCGGCUCAUUAGCCAGAACUCGGAGGACGAGAGUAGGGCCAUGGCGCGCCACUUCCAAUACCUCUUGGACUGGGCCAUCAAUCAGAUUGUGCCCACUGUUCAAGCAGGGCUUCACACCCGUGUUCGCCCUGAGUGGGCAACCGACACACAUGAGACCAUUCAGGCCUGGCGAGCCCAGUAUGGCGAAUGUGUCGAAAUCCAACUCAUCCAUGCAGUCGGUGAAUGUCUUCCAUCCGUCAUGCGGGCCUCAUGUGGUGCUGCCGCCCUGGGCUCCACAACUAUUCUGGAUACUCUGAUGCAAAACGGCAUGCUCACCCGCUUCUACAGCUCGGCAGCAGGCAUGUGGCAGGCUAACCAGAUCAUUGGGGCUGCUGUGAAACAACUUGCCCACCGAUAUCCACACAUGCGCAUCCUCGAGAUUGGGGCCGGCACGGGGGCAGGCACAGCAUGUGCGUUGGCGGCGCUUGACGGCCACUUUGCAUCGUACACGUUCACCGACGUCUCGGCAGCUUUUUUCCACGAUGCGCAGGUCAAGUUUGCUUCUAGUUACGGGGCAGACAAGAUGCGCUACGCCGUCCUGGACAUUGAGCGUGACCCAGGUGAGCCGUCGGGAUUCCUGGCGGAACACGGCGGAGGAGCGUUCGACCUUGUCAUCGCCUACAACGUGCUGCACGCGACGCGGUCGCUGCCGCUCACCUUGGCUAACUGCCGGCGGUUGCUGAGGCCGGGCGGGUUCCUCGUCUUAGGCGAGAUGACGAGCGACUCGCUCUACGCUCCCUUCAUUGUCUGCGGGCUGCCCGGAUGGUGGCUGGGCCGGGAUGGCGACGGGCGCAUGUACAGCCCCACGGUGUCGGAGAGCAGGUGGGACUUUCUGCUCAAGCAGAACGGUUUCUCCGGGGUGGAUUACGUUGCGAGAGACACCCGAGAUGAGAAUGCAUAUCUGAAUUCCGUCAUGGUCAGCCAGGCCAUGGACCACCGGGUCGAGUUCUUGCGAGCCCCCCUCCAGAACAAUAGCGAUACUGCGACGUCUCUUGCAAAGUCAGUGGCUCUGUUGGACAACCUUGUUAUCAUUGGUGUCUCCCCCAUGACCGGACAGCAGAUAGCUCGCACAACAGCGUCUGAAAUGGGUCUACUUCUCGAACCGUGGGCACGCAACCGGCCGAUUAUACUCGAGGGCUGGGAAGCGCUGGAGACCGAGGCUUCCAUCAAAGCAGCUGACUCUAAGCAUUCGCACGGCAGCAUCAUCCGGCCAGGAAGCGCCGUGAUCAUCCUCUCCGAGUCGCAAGACGACGGCGCUAGGGAAGACUGGUACAUCUCCCAGACACGACUGCUGGCCAUGCAAGCCGUGUUUCACGACGCAUCUAGGGUUUUAUGGGUCACACAAGGGCGUCACACCGGCCGUAACCCGCGAGCCAACAUGAUGGCAGGCAUUGGCCGCUCUCUCUUGACCGAGUCUCCUCAUCUGCGAUUGCUCUCUGUGGACGUCGACCCUAUCUGUCACGCAGAGAAGCACGCCAUGAUACUCUCCGAAAUGUUUCUUCGCAUGGUCUGUCUCGACCGUCCCGAGUACGGUGACGUGCUGUGGAGCAACGAGACGGAACUGGCGGUGCGUGCCAGCAGCCAGAGCGGUGGCCAGGUUGAGGUCUUGUACGUUCCCCGGAUAAAGCCAGACCACCUGCUCAACCGCCGGCUUGCGUCAGGCAGCCGUGUCGUGACGGAGGAUGUGCCUCUCGGAUCUGCCGAUGUGAAAAUUGCUAGAGACGAAGAGGGGCGAUUCGCGCUGCAAAAAAUCGAGAUGGAUCGUUCUGGCGUCCUGGCAAGCAACAGCGAGAGGAAAAUAGUGCAUUUCAUCACCCAUUUCUCAACCCUGUUCGCUGUUUCCUCAGGCAGCCGGGCAAGUCCGCUAUACAUAUGUCUUGGCUCGGUCGUCGACAAACCGGGGAAGAUAUUCCUUGCCGUCUCGCCUGUCAACGCCUCGUCGCUCUACCUACCUUGUGAUCGAGUCGCGGCUUGCAACAGGACAAUUGAAGGAGAGGAGCACGUCGGCAUACUACGUCAAAUAUGCACCGCUGUCGUGUGCGAAGACCUUCUUGCCGACCUCCACGGAAGUAGUAUCUGGCUUCAUGACGCGCCGGUCGAGUUUGCAGAGGUGGCACUGCAGAUGGCCAAAGCCCGCGGAGUAGACGUCUUCCUCAGUGCGUCUUGUGCAUCUACCGCGGCGACAUAUGCGUCUUAUGGUUUAGAAGCAGAGGUCACUGUGAUCCACCCGCGAUGUACAGAGCGAGAGGUAGAGGCUGUCAUCCCUGCCAACGUGCAGAGAUUUGUUGUGGCGGUCAUGGACGACGAUGAUGAUGCUCGCAGCCUACAAGAUACAGUUGUCCGCUCGGGACUCAUUCCUCGUAGCGACAUUCGGAAUCUGUGUUUGGACAUCAGCAGAUCCGGGGUUUUUGCUCUUCAGCUGGGCAGCAACUCCAGAAUGUGGGACGUCAUUACAUCGGAAAUAACAUGUCCCUCAUCGUCGUCAUCUAGUAUGCGUUCUGGCAAGGACUCCUUCAGAACGGCUAUCGACAUCCGCAUGAUUCCGUCCAUCUCAGGGUACCACCCCGUUACCACCGUCGUUGAUUGGAAAGGGACGGCAACGCGGCAUGCGGCCAACACCAACCCGGGCACGCUUUCGGCACAAAUCCGCCCUUUGGGGCUCGAUGGACAGCUUUUGUUCUCCCCGCAAAAGACGUACUUACUGGUCGGCUUCGCGAGCGACGUUGGACUUUCCCUAAUAGAAUGGAUGGCGGGCCAAGGGGCGCGCCAUUUCGCCAUCAUUGCCCGCAGUCCACGGAUUGACCCGGCGGUGCGGCAGCACCUGGCGCGGCUCGGCGUCGCCCAGCUAGAGACCUGGGCCGUCGACAUAUCCGACAAACAAGCCCUCCGCGUCGCUCACGCCGACAUGGUCGCACGCAUGCCCCCCAUUGUCGGCGUCGCCAACGCUGCCAUGGUCCUGCGCGACAGGCCGUUCGGGCUGAUGACGGCGGAGGACUUUUCUGCAGUGCUGAGGCCCAAGGCGCAGGGUACGCUGAACUUGGACGAGCUGUUCCGUGACCGUGAUGCCGAGCUGGACUUCUUCGUGCUGUUUGCCAGUGCCGCUACCAUCGUCGGCAAUGCCGGACAGACCAAUUACAACGCGGCCAACAUGUUCAUGGCGAGCGUAGCGGACAGGCGGCGGAGGAGAGGCGCUGCCGCGUCGGUCAUCUAUCUCUCGCGGCUGUUUGGUAUCGGUCAUGUGGCGAGAUCCAUGGAGAAGGCUAAAGCUGCAGGCAUGGACAUGGGGACCGUUGAGGCUCAGCUGCAGAGGGUUUCGGCGCAGCCGAUAUCCGAAGAUGAUUUGCACGCCUCUUUUGCCGAGGCUGUGAUCUCCGGACGGCCCGAGUCAAGCAUGGAUCCGGGCAUCAUCGUCGGCCUGGGCGCAGGGGAAAACGCGCCUUGGCGGCACAUACCGCUCUUUUCAUCCUGGCUGGCACAUUGCGCUUCCCGGCGACACGGACCCCAGGCCGGCGACGAGGACGCCUCUGGAGGUCGUGAGAAGCCAGGCGCAAAGCAAAAAUCCCUGGGACGGAAUAUCCUCCUCCGGCGAGAGCUUGCCGCCGCGUUGGACGGCGCCUCCGAAUCUACCAGUGAGGCAGUCCUGGCGUUGCUUCAAGAUGCGUUUGUUGCUCGGCUCGGCGUGAUUCUCCAGACAGACGCUUCCAAGAUCGAAACGAAUGUGCCCCUCGUUGCGUUAGGCAUUGAUUCCCUAGUGGCUGUGGAGAUCCGGUCCUGGUUUCUUCAGGAGUUGUCCGUGGACAUCCCGAUCCUUAAGAUGCUCGGAGGCGAUUCGCUCGCCGACGUCUGUCGUGUCGCCAUGUCCGAGUUCGCCGAAACUCUGAAGAAACAGGAGGAUUCGGCCCCUCAACCAGAACUGGUACCCUCUGAAUCACUCCAUGCUCCUUCCCCCGGCUUGUCUGAAGAGAAUCUUGGCACCGUGGAGCAAAGAUUCUCUGCCGGCAUGAACGAUGACGAACAGGAGUCAUCCAUUGCUAGACUAACGCCGGCCCUAACUGUCGUGCCAACGUCGGAGGCGCCAGUGUCCACAUCAACACCACCUAGCUUACCGCCACCGUCCAGUCCCGAGAAUGAGAUGGGAUAUGUUAGGAUCGGAGACAUGUCGUCAGCGCAAGCUCGUUUGUACUUUCUGCACCAGUACCUAGAGGAGAAAUCGCCCUUCACAAUUGGAUACGUGGGCAAAUACCGAGGCCGACUAGAGGCUAACAGGCUGCGGAGAUCGCUGUGGCAGGUGUGCGCUGCUCACGAAGCCCUUCGGAGCUGUUACUAUAUCGAUAGCGAUUCCCAUCGACCCUUACAGGGUGUGCUUCCGAGGGCCUCGCCUCAGUUUGAGCACAGGCAGAUCCUGGACCAGAGCGAAGUCAAGGCUGAGAUUGAGACCCAGAGGCGGCUCGUGUUUGACAUCGAGCAUGGCCACUUGCUCAAGGUUACGGUGCUCUCGCUGGGUCCAGCGCUGCAUCACGUCAUCUUCCUGCACCACCACAUCGCUCUCGACGGCGUCAGCUGGCUCGUAUUUCUACGCGAUCUGAACCUGGCGUACGCGGGGCACGAGGUCAGUCCGUUGCAGCAAUCUAUCGACAUGUCUGCCAAGCAGCACGCAUCCGAUAGUAUGUCCAACCCGGAGAAACUGUCCUUCUGGGCCAAGAUGUAUCAACAAGAGCACGAGCCAUUGCCACUCUUCCCGUUCUCCAAGGUCAAGAAUCGCCAAGUGCUGAAGAAGUAUGAAGCUGAGACCUUUGAUAUGGAGCUGGAGCCCGACUUGGCUAGGCGCGUCCAGCAAGCCGCGGCGUCCCUCGGCGUCACGCCCUUCCAUUUCUAUCUGUCGGCGCUGGCCGUGUUUCUCCAGCGCACCCUCGGCGUGGCCGAUUUUAGCAUCGGCAUCGUUGACGCUAAUCGGCCAGAUCCCCAAGAUGCUUCCACCCUGGGCUACUUCCUGAACAUGCUACCGCUGCGAUUCCGUCUGGACAGCGGCGGCAAGGAGGAAGGCAGCUUCUCACAGCUCGUUGAGCGGUGCCGGAACAUGGUCCUUGAUGCGCUGACGCACGCUCGCGUCCCAUUCGAUUCUAUCCUCGACCAUCUCCAUGUCUCACGGGCCGGCAGCCAUCACCCACUCUUCCAAGUCGCGUUGGACUACCGACAGGGCUACGCCCAAGCGCAGCAGCUCUUUGACCCUGAUGCCACCAUCGAAUGGGAUGCCAAGCAGAGCAUCACAGCGCGGAACCCCUACGAUAUCUUCAUCAACGUGACACCGACAGCCGGGGGCCCCACAUUCAUCCACUGGACCACGCAGAAGUACUUGUACCAUGCCUCGGACUCGCGCUUGAUGAUGACUUGGUACGCGCGCAUUCUGGACGCCCUGACUCGCGAGCCAUCUGCCACGUGCAUAGCACGCUGUCCUGUAGCAACAGAAGAAGAUCUGCGCGACGCUUUAAAUCUGGGCGUUGGGAAGCAGCCCCCAGCUGAGUCAUGGCCUGUCUGGACCCCGGGUACACUCAUCCAUCAGGUCGACACGGUUGCCCGACAGCAUUCUGACUCGAUAGCCUUGGUGGAUGAUUAUGGCGGCAGGCUGACUUACAGCCAAAUGAUGGCGCGAACGCAACGGAUUGCGCAUCCCCUGCAACGCGUGCUGCGGGAUGGCGGCGUAGACCUCGACAGCCUGCCAUUGUCAUUCCAACCAGAUGCCCCGUCGCUAGUAGUGGUGGCGACGCUGAUCCCGCCAAUGAAUGACUACGUGUGCUGUCUGCUUGCCAUUCUGCGGCUGGGCGUUAGCUGCAUAGGUCUGGACUUGCGCAACCCAGAGGAGAGACUCGCUGUCAUGUUGUUGGACUGCCGGCCCAAGGUCCUUGUUUGCAACAAUAUGACAAGUAAUCUGGCAGACCGCCUGGCUAUUUCUGUCUCUGCGCAGGUUAUCAAUAUCGACGCUCUUGAGGACCCUGCCGAAAGUGAACGGGAGCAGGUGCAGAACCGAAGCAACCUCGAUCAAUGCGCUGUCAUCCUAUAUACCUCGGGGUCCACAGGCAUCCCUAAAGGGGUUCUUUUGAGCCACCGCAACCUCCACAGCCACAUCGCCGCCAACACAGCGCUCUUCGGUCUCGGCCCCUCGGACGUGAUACUGCAGCAGACUUCUCCGGGAUUCGACUUUUGCCUCGACCAGGUGUUCCACGCGCUCUGCAACGGCGGCCGCCUCGUCGUCGUAGGCCAGGAGGGACGCGGCGACCCCGCCCACCUGGCCCGUCUGAUGCUCAACGAGGGAGUCACCGUCACGACGGGCUGCCCGUCCGAGUAUCUGGCCCUUCUAAAUUACGGCGCGGCAGACCUGCGUCGGUGCCAGCAGUGGCGCUUCGCAUUUUCCGGAGGCGAGAAGCUCACCCCGCAGCUGCGCCAUGGUUUCCGCCGGCUAGCGCUCAAAGGGCUGAGAUUCGUCAACGUCUAUGGCCCUACCGAAGUCACGAUUGCCUGCGCGCGGGGGCCGGUGCCUUACAUGGAACAAGACGAGGAUGUCGUGGGCGAGGGCGGGGAUUAUCUGCUCCCCAUGCCUGGCUACGAGGUUCUUGUGGUGGACGAGGAGACCAUGCAGCCGGUUCCUGUUGGGUUCCCCGGCGAGGUGUGCAUUGCAGGGGACGGCGUGGCGCUGGGGUACCUCAACCGGGAGGAGGAGACGAGGCUGCGGUUUGUGGAGGUGGAGGACCCGAAGGAAGCGGCAGCAGCGCUGUCUUCACCCCUCACACUUGCAUCCGCCACGACGACAGACAAAACCAUCAGGUUCUACCGCUCCGGCGACCAUGGCCGCCUCCUCCCUGACGGCUCCAUCCAUCUCCUGGGGCGACUUGUGGCCGGCAACAGCGCCGGCCAGGUCAAGAUUCGCGGCAUGCGCGUCGAACUCGACGAGAUCGCCAGUGUGAUGAUACGCGAGUCAGCCGGGGCGCUGGCCGCUGCGGCCAUAUCGUUCCGCCCUGAAGGGCCCCCGACGGAUUUGCUGGUGGCAUUUGUUGUUUUCAACGCCGAGCUGCAGUCCAGCGACGGUCGCGCGCAGCUCAUGCGUCAGCUGAAGACGUCUCUACCCCUGCCGGCACACAUGCAGCCUACCGUCGUGGUAGCUGUGGACGAAUUACCCAUGAACGUGAACGGGAAACUGGACAGGGCGGCUAUUGAUAGAUUGCGAAUACCUGCGGAGGCAUGGACGAACGGAAGCGAGUACAUUGACGGCGGUAGUGCCAGCGAAGGAGUGAAGAAAACUGUCGGUAACCUGUCACCCACCGAGUUGCGCAUGAGAGAGAUCUGGCGGGAGCUGCUCCAUGACGACGCCCCACCACAGUCUUCUCCCCAAGGAAAUGAUGUUCCCUCGAUACCCGACGGCUUUAUCGAUGCGGACUCGGACUUCUUUCAAGUUGGUGGCAACUCGAUGCUUACCCUCAAACUCCGCUCGGCAAUUCAGAGGAAUUUUGGGGUAAUCAUUCCCGUCCCUGAGCUGUUCCGCCUUCGGACGCUAUCUAGGAUAUCGGCCCGAGUAGCGCCGGCAGCGACCCUGGCAGACUCAAAAUACAGCAGCGAAGAGGCGUCGACGGUGGUGCGGAAGCCAUCGCCCAAAGUAGACUGGGCUGCCGAGGUAGCGUCGCUUCUUGACGGAAUCUCACCACCACCAGCGCCAUCACCCCAGCUGAAUGGCAUCACACCAUUACCGCCGGCAAGAAAUGCGCGGGUGGACGCCAAUGGCAUCAGAGUCGCCUUGACCGGCGCGACAGGCUUCCUGGGCAGGCACAUCCUGCAAGCCCUUGCGACAGACCCGCGCGUGAGUGAGAUCCACUGCCUCGCGGUUCGGAACAGCCAUCGCUUUGUGGCGACGGCCGGAGACCGAGACAAUAACGCCACCAAGAUUGUCCCACACGCCGGCGACCUCGCCCUGCCGUUACUCGGCCUCUCCGCCCAAGCCUUCGCCCAUCUGGCCGCCACCGUCGACGUGGUCAUCCACAACGGCGCCGCCGUGUCCUUCCUGCAGCCCUACGAGGCGCUACGGGGCCCGAAUGUCAUGGGCACGCGGACCAUCGUGGAGCUAGCGCUGGUAAGGAGGGUUCCGGUCCAUUUUGUUAGCAGUGCCGGCGUGGCCUGUGUUUUACUGUCUCAGGUUGAGGGACCGGGGUUGGGAGGGGUGCCCGUGCCAACGCUCCCGCCGUCGUCGGUCGCAGGGCGACUCCCUCCGGUGCGAGAGGACGGGGAGCAAGUCCUUGACGGUUACGCGCUUUCCAAGUGGGCCGGCGAGGCCCUGCUGGAGAGGGCGGCAAAGGAACAUGGCCUGCCCGUUUGUGUGCACCGUCCGGCCAGCAUUGUCGGCGGCGGCGCGCCGGAGCUAGACGUCAUCGGCUCCGUGCUCAGAUACUCACGCCUGUUGGGGGCUGUACCGGCCUUGGCCUCGCCGGGGGAGAACGGGCAAGACGGACUGCUCGUGCAGGGCGCGUUUGACUUUGUGCUUGUCGAACGAGUGGCUGCGGACCUGGUGCAGGCUGCGCUGGCGUCGGCGGUUUCUGGGUCGUCGUCGUCAGGGUCGGUUCCUGCUGGUGCUGGUACUGCGGCGUCUCCGGUCAGGUUCGUGCAUCACUGUGGCAAGGACAAGAUUUCGCCUGGUGGAUUGCAGGCGUACAUGGAGGAGAAUGACGCGCGGCCGUUUGCGAAGAUGGCGCUUGGUGAUUGGCUUCAUGCCGCCAAGGCAAAAGGUCUUCCUCCAUUGCUCUAUCAGUACAUGACGGAGUCUGUAAGGGAAGGGAGGAUGCUGUAUUUGCCUGUGAUUAGUAGCGAGUAGGAUGGGGGAAGGUGAUAGUAUCUAUCCGGCCCGGCUUGGCUUGUUCUUUUCGUUUUCUUGUGUGUGGUUCUCACUCUUUUACCCUGCUCAUGAUCCUGUCCCAAAGCGUU